This is a messenger RNA of Ruditapes philippinarum (Manila clam), 10206 nucleotides long. RefSeq lists its product as uncharacterized. The coding region runs from base 6201 to 9110 and encodes 969 amino acids. The transcript has 2 exons. The record is from RefSeq and is a predicted model, not a curated record. NCBI's taxonomy places the organism in Eukaryota, Metazoa, Mollusca, Bivalvia, Venerida, Veneridae.
ACACUUUUGUGUCACUUCUUGUUUUUCCGUCUACGGUAAGUAUCUCCCCUCCCCCCUAGAUUUGUUUUUAAUUUUCAUCCACUACCCCGUUCUUCUGGUCAACUUUCCCGAACCCCUUAUCCUUUGGUAGGUUUAAAUCAUUUUUCAACUUUUAUAACUUUGUAUGUUUCUGUGAUUUCCUGUUUUAUAAUGACAUCCCGUCCUUGGUUUAUUGCCGACGAUCCUGUAUUGAAUGCUACCCUUUCAGCUUGAUCAUGUUUUUUUAUGCCAUAGUAAUUUGAUGUGAUUAUUCUCUGUCUGACGUUCAUACAUAUACCAACAAUUGUUGUGCCUGCACGAUACCUAAUUUUACUUUAUUCAGCCUAAUGCAACAACACACGAACUUUAACAAUUAAAGGUAUACUAUGCUCAUCUUUGAGUACAAUUUGUAUUGCAGAAAUUUAUUUAAAUCUGUAAUUUUUACUGAAUAUGUAUAAUUUGAAUAAAAGAAAGAAUAAACUAUGUAUCGAAAUCUGCGUUCCGUAUUAUGGUCUCAUACUCGUCCCGGCUUCGGCGUCCGCGUCCAGAUUUCAGAUUAAAGUUUUGGUGCUGUAAAAUAAUUUUCACUGUAACUUUUUCAUUUCUGAAGGUAUCAACUUCAAACUUCGAAUAUAUGUUCCUUAUCAUCAACCACAUCUUAUGUGACAAGGUUCAUAACUCUACCACCUAUAUGUUUUAGAAUUAUCUCUCCUUGAAUUUAGAAUUUUCCUUAAAAACAUUAUUUUUUACAGUUACUUAUUUAUUUUUUAAGGGAUCAACUUCAUACUUCAAAUAUAUGUACCUUUUCAUUAACCACAUGUUAAUAUCUAGCACCAAUAUUGCAAGAAUUAUCUACCCAUAAACUUAGAUUUAUUUACUUGAAAAAUGUUAUUUUGUACUAUACAUUUUUAUACCCCCAAAAACGAAGUUGGGGGGAGGGUAUAUAGGAGUCAACCGGUGGUCGGUUGGUCGGUCGGUUCGUCGGUCGGUCGGUCCAGACGUCCGUUGCAUUUUCCUUGUCCAGAGCAUAACUUGAAAACUAAUGGUUGGAAUUCAAUAUAACUACAUACAAUGAUCAAGCACAUUGAGAGAAAGUGCAGUGCACAAGAACCAUAACUCUAUCUUGACUUAUUACAGAGUUAUUGCCCUUUGUUACUUUUCCUUGUCCGGGGCAUUACUUGAAAACUACUGGUUGGAAUUAAAAACAACUUCAUACAAUUGUCAAACACAAUAAGGGGAAGUGCAGUGCACAAGAACCGUAACUCUAUCUAAAGUAAUUACAGAGUUAUUGUCCUUUGUUACUUUUCCAUUGCAUUCUUUUGUCCGGACCAUAACUUGAAGACUAAUUGUUGGAAUUCAUUACAACUUCAUACAAUGGUCAAGCAAAUUGAUAGGAAGUGCAGUGCACAAGAACCAUAACUCCAUCUUGACUUAUUACAGAGUUACUGCCCUUUCUUACAUUUUCUUGUCCAGAGCAUGACAUGAAAACUACUGGUUGGAAUUCAAAACAACUUCAUACAAUGGUCAAGCACAAUAAGGGAAAGUGCAGUGCACAAGAACCAUAACUCCGUCUUGACUUAUUACAGAGUUAUUGCCCUUUGUUACUUUUCCAUUGCUUUUUUGUCCGGAGCAUAACUUGAAGACUAAUGGUUGGAAUUCAAUAUAACUUCAUACAAUGGUCAAGCACAUUGAGAGGAAGUGCAGUGCACAAGAACCAUAGCUCCAUCUUGACUAAUUACAGAGUUAUUGCCCUUUGUUACUUUUCCUUGUCCAGAGCAUAACUUGAAAACUACUGUUUGGAAUUCAAUACAACUUCAUACAGUUGUCAAGGACAUUAAAAGGAAGUGCAGUGCACAAGAGCCAUAACUCCAUUUUGACAAAAUACAGAGUUACUGCACUUUGAUACUUUUCCUUGUCCGGAGCAUAAUUUAAAAGGUACUGGUUGGAAUUAAAAACAAUUUCAUACAAUGGUCAAGCACAAUAAGAGGAAGCGCAGUGCACAAGAACUUUAACUCCAUCUUAAGUAUUUAUAGAGUUAUUGCCCUUUGUUCCUUUUCCUUGUCUUUCUGGACUUAUUACAGAGUAAUUCAAUAAAACUUCAUCAAUGGCCAACCACAUUGAAACAAGAACCACAACUAUCUUUUAUUUCCAACAACAAUAACUCUAUUUCAUUUUUUACAAGGUAUUCUGUUACUAGUAACAUUCUCAUUUCCAAAGCAGUCUUGUGGGGGUAUUUAUCACAUUAAGUGAACUAAACUAAACUUUGAACUAAGGAUUUUCAGCUCACCUGAGCUAGCUCAGGGUGAGCUUUUAGGAUCGUUGAAUGUCCGUUGUCCGUCGUCUGACGUCUGUCGUCUGUCCACACUUGUUCGUUAACACUCUAGCGGUCACAUUUUGCCUCAAUCAUAAUCAAACUUUGUCAGGAUGCUUAUUUAGGUAAUAGCUCGGACGAGUUCGAUAUGGGUCAUCUCGGAUGAAAAACUAGGUCACAGGAGCUAAAAAUAGAAAACCUUGUUAACACUCUAGUGGUCACAUUUUUGACUCAAUCAUCAUCAAACUUUGUCAGGAUGCUUAUCUAGGUAAUGUAAAAGCUCGGAUGAGUUUGAACAGGGGUCAUCUCGGAUGAAAAACUUGGCCGCAGGAGCUAAAAAUAUAUAAACCUUGUAAACACUCUUGCGGUCAAAUUUUAGACUCAAUCAUCGUCAAACUUAUUCAGGAUGCUUAUCUAGGUAAUAGUGUGGAUGAGUUUGAACAUGGGUCACCUCAGAUGAAAAACAAGAUCACAGGAGCUAAAAAUAAAAAAAACCUUGUUAACACUCUAGUGGUCACAUUUUUGACUCGAUCAUCAUCAAACUUGGUCAGGAUGUUUGUUAAGGUAAUCGCUCAGAUGUGUUUAAACAUGGGUCAUCUCGGAUGAAAAACUAGAUCACAGGAGCUAGAAAUAGAAAAAUCUUGUUAACAACCUAGUGGCUACUGUUUUGAUCCAAGUAUCCUGGAAAUUGGUCUGAAUUGGUUUUGAUGAUUUCUAGGUCAAGUUUGAGUAUGGGUCACCUGAGGUCAAAAACUAGGUACCACCGCCCAAUUAUGGACAAACCUUGUUAACACACUAAUGGUCACAUUUUUGACUCAAUUAUCAUCAAACUUGUUCUGGAUACUUGUCUUAGUAAUUGCUCGAAUAAGUUAGAACAUGGGUCAUCUCGGAUGAAAAACUAGGUCACAGGAGCUAAAAAUAGAAAAAUCUUGUUAACACACUAGUGUGGCUACUAUACUGUUAUGAUCCAAAGAUCCCGGAAAUUGGUCUCAAAGUUUGUUUUGAUGAUUUCCAGGUCAAGUUUGAAUAUGGGUUACAUGGGUUCAAAAACUAGGUCACACCGCCCAAAUAUGGGAAAGCCUGGUUAACACUCUAGUGGUCACAUGUUUGACUCAGUUAUCAUCAAAUUUGGUCAGGAUGCUUGUCUAGAUAAUUACUCAGAUGAGUAUGAACAUAGGUCAUUUUGGAUGAAAAACUAAGUCACAGAAGCUAAAAAUAAAAAAAAUCUUGUAAACACUCUAGUGGCUACUGUUUCUUGUAAACACUCUAGUGGCUACUGUUUUGAUCCAAGUAUCCUGGAAAUUGGUCUGAAAGUUUGUUUUGAUGAUUUCUAGGUCAAAUUUGAAUAUGGAUCACCUGGAGUUAAAAACUAGGUCACACUACUCAAAAAUAGAUGAUCCUUGUUAACACUCUAGUGGUUACAUUUUUGACUCACAUGUCAUGAAACUUGGUCAGAAUACUUGUCUAGGUAAUUGUUCGGAUGAGUUCGAUGGGUCAGGUGAGCGAUCUAGGGCCAUCUUGGCCCUCUUGUUUAUAAGAAAUAUUAUAUUUUUUUUUUACUUUUUAAGGUAUCUCCUUCAAUUUUCAAAUAUAUAUUUCUUAUCAUUACACACAUGUUGUGUGACAAGGGUCAUAACUCUAGCGUGACUAUUUCCAGAAUUAUUCCUUUGAUCUUGGAAUUUAUGUUAACAAUGUUAUUUUUUUACUCUAACUUAAUACAUAAUUAUACAUAAUUGAUUUUUUUUCUUACUGCGUCCAGUAUUUUAUAAGUCGAGCUUCGCUGUCUCCUGUGUUAGCUCUUGUUUUGAAUUCCACUAUAUAUGUGUGUCCGCUUACAUCGUGUAGGAAUUGUGUGAAGAAACAUGUUUAUUUUAUUUACAAAACAAAUAUUUACAAGUAAAAAAAAAACUGUGUAGCAAUUGCCAUUAUUUUCAAAUAUCAAAUUAGAGCAUCGCAUGUCUUUAAACUUGUGAAGGUAUUGUAAACACGCCUUUUUAUUUUCUGACGAUUAUUUUAUGCUUUUGAAGUGCAAAUAUGUUGCCUUUUAGCUGUGUUUUCUCUAACAAUAUGCAUUUAAUUUAUGUUGUGUAGUAAAUAGAAUACACAGAACGAAUAAUGAAUGGAAGGUUCAAAAACGGAGAUAUAUAUUUACUGAAAACAUUUCCGACCAGUACAUAGAACUAAUUAAAUCCCUAAAGAACGUGAAAAACGCUUAGUUUGCAAUUAUUCCUUGAAUAAAAUUACGAGAAUGGAAUGCAGGUCACAACACGCCACUUGCCCCUUGCUAAUUGUCAUUUGCUUCUUUCAAUUUGCUACUUUUCAAAGUAUUGGGAUAUUCCGAAACGUUGUGUAUAAACAAGAUACAAAACAAUUUGACCCCUUAACAUUUCGACACGAUUAAUCAGUCUGUUUCUUGCGAACAAAGUUUCUUUCUGCUGCGCUGCUUUUUCGUUUUCUCACUUUAUUCUUCUUAUUACACUUACAUAUCUUGUCAUUAUUAUUCGAUUAAUAAAGUUACAAUCCAUCUGAUUCCUGAUGAUGUUCAUGAUUGUGUUGUUAUAUUUCCGAUCAGCACUAGCUAAGUUUGCAGCGUACCCGUUUACAUUCUGUAUUUUAUUAUUGUGGAAAAAAGCAAUUGGCAUGUCGUGAUCGCUAUUCAAGAGUAUUAUAACAAGACGAAUGCAGUCAGUCAAUAAUUUUUGUUAAAAUCCCAUUGCCAGUGUGUUGAAAUAUUUCAAGGAGUAAGCAGCAUGUAGCAAACGUAAAGUAGCAAAUGGCAAAUAGCUAGUUGCAUGUAGCAAAUGACAUAUCGUGACCGGCAUCCUAUAGUUUUGAAAUAACUCCUGUGUAUAUGUCAAUAGAAAUACUAAUGAAUUGUAUUUAUUCAUGAAAAUAAAUACAGGGGAGAUAAUUUAAAAAUUAUUCAAGAUGGAGUAAUGAUUCUUUUACAGUGUACUUCCCAUCGUUUUUAUGUAUCCAUAUUUAAAAUUUCAUGGAUUUAAGAUACGGUUUGACACGAAUUUGGUCAAGGUGAUAGAGGCUAUAAAUAUUGGCCAAAUAUAACAGUGUUAUUUAGCUAGUGCUAUGAUAAUUUCAACAUUUUGUUUUCAAACAAACAUAGUUCAACCAAGGGUUCCUGAGUUAUGGCUUUCAAGGAGACCAAAAUAUGCAAACAUUGGCAUUUUUAAGAUAAAAUUUAUUUGAUGUAAGCACAGUAAGGUAUGGCUAGGUAUGUUUGAACAAUUAAAAUUUUACUCAGAUGACAACCAUGAUGACCGUCUUGUUUAACAUGUUGAAGUUUUUUUAAACUUACUAAAAAUAAUGUAUUUUACAUAAGUUUGCCAACUGUGACAUUUUUGUGUUUCCAAUAUUUGAUUAAAAUCAUUAUGAUAAGAUUAAGACAUCUCAUAACAAAUCAUGCAUUAAUAUAGCCUCAAUGUAAGUAUAUUUUGUAAUAACAAAAGUAUUUGAAUGUGUUUAGUUUUUGUUUCAGAGAUUGACGUUACUAGAGAGCAAAUAUAGAGAUCUUGAAAGUGUAAUAAAAACAUAUAAGGGACGUUUGAACUACGUCGAAAGUAAACAAGAGCUGCAAGAUAAACUUGUCGAAUAUUACCAGAAGUUUUGUGUGAAGACAUCACUUUGUCCUUUGAAGCAACAACAAGAUAAUAUUAACAUUAAAGAUAUAUAUGUACCUCCUGAAAUAGAAGUCAUUGAAGAAGAAAUAGAUGUGGAUUGUAGUGGAAAAAAUUCUAAGCAAGAUGUUGCUGUAGAAGAACAUUUCUUGAGGCUUUAUGAAAGAAAAGAAGAAGUGGGGGCAAAUCACAGUUUGGUAAGAAAUAAAUAUAGGGAAACGAAAAUUCCAUCAGUUGUUAUGGAUAAUAGAAGGGCAGAAAACCAAGAGAGGAAAUGUGUGAGAGGAUACCAUGAAAUAUUUCAUACGAAAGAACGGCACAACAAGAAGAUUUAUGUGUUGGGCGAUGUGGGCACAGGAAAGAGUACUUUUUGCAAAAUGAUGAUUGAAAAUUGGUGUUACGCUGUAACUGGUUUGGCCAAAGGAUCUAGUUUUGAUGAAAAUGUUACCGACAGAACGAUACCAAGCGACAAAGAUAAAGCUAAUAAGUAUAAUGAUGAUGUCAGUCAGUUGAGACAAUAUGAGUUUCUGUUCUUUAUACCACUGCAAUUUAUGUCAGCAUUGAAGUCAGACGUCACUGUUGAUAUGAUUAAAGAACUAACAAGGGAAUUCUCUUCUAAUACGGAACUUAUUGACAAGAUAUUUCAGGAAGACUCGAGACGAUGUUUAAUUAUCGCUGAUAGCUUGGAUGAGUGGAAGCCUCCUAAAGAAGUUGUGCAAAAACCACAUGUUAGCUACGGAAUACCAAACGGAGAUCGGGCUAAAGAUGCAACAGUCAUCAUAUUGUCUAGACCAUCAUCUACAGGAAUUCUCAAUUUGAAAAAUUCAGAAAUUGAUCUCAAGUUACAGUUAUUAGGUAUAACUAAUGAAUCGUUGAAGUCAUUCAUUAAACGAUACAUUUUUAAGUUCUCGGUAAGAAAAAAGUCUUGGUUUCAUUUUUUGUCUCUUUGUAGGUCAAAGGGAAUUGAGCACGUGGAGAAGACACCAUUGCUUUUGCAACAACUUCUAUGGUUAUACUGUAAUGACAAGGAACUUGGAAAUUCUGUAAGUGAAACGUACUGUCACAUAUUCAACACUAUGUAUGGCUGGUUAGAUCAAAAGACAAAAGGGCGUGAAAACGAUGCAAGUCAGACCAAGGAGGAUUACAAAAAGGUUGACCUACCUGCAAUGUUAAAAAAGUUUCCUAGAUUAAAGGAAAAAAGUCAUGUCCUAUUUCGUCUGGGUAAAAUUGCAUAUGAAACAUUAACUUCCGACAUACAAACUGCAUCUGGUCUUUCAUGUCUUAUUAAAAAAGAUUUAGUGGAUAGUGAUGUCAAUGAGUUAAAACGAUUUGGUAUUUUAAAUGAAAGUAACUGCUAUGACCCAACCCUAGAAGAUACACAACUUUCUUUCAUUCAUAUCUCUUAUCUCGAGUUUUUUGCAGCUUUAUAUAUUACAACGUACUAUACCAUUGACUCUAUAACAAAAAAUGAUUCGGUUUUAGAUGAGCUUUUUGGUACUUGUAAAUCAGCGAGUGAUGUAUUACAGUUAUCAAAUGUGAUCAAAAUGAGUUGUGAGUUGUCCCCUGCUCUUAUUAGUUAUUUGUCAAAACGAAUAUCAUGUAUUGUAAAUGAGGAUGAACAAAUUUUAAAUCUAAGGAAAAAUGAAAUUUUCAGACGGAAUGAUAAGGUCGUCCUGAUACAGCGUCUUAUUGUAACUUGUCUCAAAGAAUGUGGCUCUGAUAACAAAUCAUUGAUCACUCUGAGUGAUCUUUACAUUGAUGACUUUGAACAUUUUCCGCCUUUCCAAAUAAUUAUCCCUAAAGGUGUGAUUUCUAUGACUAUUAAAGACGAUAGAACUGCUAGUUAUUUGCCAUCACUCAAAUCAGUAUUACAAGAAGCACAUUUAAGACAUCUGACAUUAGCUCAUUUAGAAUGUUACCACAAUGGAGGACAUAAUAUUGAUCUGUCUAGACAGAAUCAUCUCCAAACACUCACACUAGUAGAGUGUCCGGAUGUAGUUAUAACAGGACUAAACACAGAGCAACUUGAAAAAGUUCUUAUUGAUAAUGAUUACGCUGUGCAUUACUUCAUCAAUACACUGAAUUUUAAUCUUAUAUCGCAAGCUAACAAGCUCAACGAGCUUCACUUACAAUAUCUUUCUGGUAACAUAGCAUCACUAGUAGCGUUAAUACAACACUUAACUUUAAAAGAACUGACUUUGAUAGGCAUAUCUGACAGUCAGUGUAAUGUUGGAGGUCAUGUAUCAAAUAAUCAGUCGGAUGUUGAAGGCGAUAUAAAAGGUGUAUCUGAUGAUCAGUCGGAUGUUGAAGGUCAUAUGAAAAGUAUAUCAAAUGAUCAGCCAGAUGUUGGAUGUCAUAUGAGAGGUAUGUCUGAUGGCCACUCUGACGUUAAAGGUGUUAUAAGAGGUGUAUCAUAUGAUCAUGAUCAGUCUGGUGUUGAAGGUCAUAUAAAAGGUGUAAUAUAUGAUCAGUCUGAUGUUAAAAGUCAUAUGAGAGGUAUGUCUGAUGGUCACUCUGACUUUGAAGGUCAUAUGAGAGGUUUUCCAGAUGAUCAAUCUACUGUUGAAGGUGUUAUGAGAGGUGUUUUUAAUACACAGCCUGAUGCUGACGCUCAUAUGCAUGCUAUAGAUCUUUCUAAGCAAAACAAGCUCCAAACACUUCAGCUGUAUGACUGUAAGAACAUGACAAUUUCCAAUUUAAACACUGAACAACUUGAAUAUCUACAUAUUUCGGACGGUGUUUUAGAUUUUGAUCUUUUAAAAAAUGCCAACAGACUGAUUGGCCUAUACUUACAUGGCAAGUUCUUAUAUCAGCAAGAUAAUCAUUUUAAGUACAGCGAACAGAUAAACGAUGUAGUUCAUACAUUACAUCACAUUAGAAUACUCAGGUUGGAAAUUGUAGAUAUAUAUAGCAAUUCACUAACUGUAACACCAGAAAUGAAAUGUCUCAGAGCAAUUGAGCUUUAUCAGGUAAACAUGAAGUUUGACACAUGGUGUAUAUUUGUUGAUAGUCUUUUGACUCUUCAACAAUAUGUUGAGGUUUUGGCAGCUCCAACAGAUGAAAAGAAAUGUUACUAUGUAAGAACUAAUUCAAAGUUUAAAGUAAUAAACAAAGUGAAAAGAAAAAUUCACUUUAAGUCUAGAAUAUAACGUUAUCAUGCACAAUCGAGCGUGGUACCUGAUAUAUGAUAUAAGUGAACAGAACAGAACUCAUCUUAUGAUACAGAAUAUAAUUUCCCUCAUGUAAAAAGAAAAACCUCGUUAAAAUAAUUAAAUGGAAGAAAUAAAGUGUCAUUCCUUAUUGACUAGUAAUCUAAGGAGUUUCUGUGCUGACGGGGUUGUUAUACAAAGAAUUGCCAUUAAUAAUGGUUACUACAAUGGAUUCAAGUGAUUUUGUUCUAUAAUCCGAGAUCUGUUGUUCUAUUUUUAAUCAUGGUUACAGUAAUCAGUACAAUACGUGAAAACACGAACAAAUCAUGUGGACUUUUGUGGUAUGAUCCAGUAUGACAUAUCAAUAUAUAGCAGAAAAAUAAAGUUUUCUUGAACAAACAAUUUAUUCAUGUCUUGGCUGUAAAUGACUUUCAUGAAAUUGAAAUUUAAAUGACUUGGCCAGCAGAGAUACAGGAAGUCCUUCGGCCACUUCGUGAAUAAGAUUUGCCCUUUUUAGUAAUAAUAAAAAAGACAAAAACGCAUUUUAAAAAAAUAAUUAUAUUGAUAGUAUAUGAUGAUUCCAAUAGAAUUUGAAACUUUGUGUAUCAAUAUAGUUUUAGAAAAAUUAUAAAUUGCUAUUGACUAAAAUACAUGGAACAUGAUGAUGAAUAUACUGUAGCACGAUGAGACAGAAUGAAACUAAAUCAUUAAUAACUUCUUGUCAUACAUGUCAAUUAAAUAUUUUAUUUAUACAUGUAUCAUUAAAAUUAAGAAAUUUACUCUGUAAACAUCAUUCACUUUUAAUGUAUCAUCACAGCUUUUGUUUGAUAAAUUGGUCAGUCUAAAUAUAAACAAUAUUUUACACACAUUGUUGGAUUUAAAGUUAAUCUUAUCAAAUGCAAAUUUUAAAUGUUAUUGAUGUGAUGCCGUUAAUCUUGAUUUCGAAGAUUAUAUAGUUCAGUACAUUAUUUGUUUAAAUUAUGUCAAGUGGACUGUAUUGUUACAUAUUUCUAUAUACUUAUAUUAAGACUGCUUUGACUAUUUAUUUUAGUUUAAGAUUUUUCUCUAUCAUCGUAUCAUUGCAAUAAAAAUGGCA